This is a messenger RNA of Aspergillus versicolor CBS 583.65, 631 nucleotides long. RefSeq lists its product as uncharacterized. The record is from RefSeq and is a predicted model, not a curated record. NCBI's taxonomy places the organism in Eukaryota, Fungi, Ascomycota, Eurotiomycetes, Eurotiales, Aspergillaceae. The transcript has a single exon. Bases 81 to 527 code for a protein of 148 amino acids.
GCUUAUUAGAUUGUAUUUAUUAAUAGCAGUUACCAAGUAUAUUUCCACCCCGGAGCCAAUCCACAGUUCUUCCUGGUAUAAUGGGCAUCAGUCGUAGGGAAAAUCCCCAACUUCUCCCUCGCCUCCUGCCUCUUCCUCUCCUUCUCCCGACUUUUCCUGUUCCUCCGCGGCUCAACAAACCACCCUACACCCCUAUGGCACGCAUACCCAAUAACAGCACACAUAAACUUCCACCCAGGCCCAGGCUUAACGGUAUGAACAAGCUCAUCAAACAGCCCACAACACUCUGCCUUCAACACACCAACCCGAACCGCCUUAACCCUCCACCCCCCACACCCCCAAACCCCACCACAGUGCACCUCAUCAUCCAUCCUCGUCUCCCACAUCCGACUCCCGUACUCGUCCACAGUCAUACAUGUGUAAAUUCGCCGACAACACCCGGUCUUCUGUCCAUGCACAAAGAUCAUGUAGUCGAUGCUCCUUGCGAGCCCGCGGCCUUGCUUGGGAUUAUACCCGGAGGAGCUUAACGGCUGGUUUAAUCGGAGGCCCUUCCGAUACCGCCCGACUGAGACGGUGUAGUCCUCGCCUACCAGUGAGGCUGGGAGGUAUUUUAUCAGUCCGCCCAUGUACG